Molecule: messenger RNA, 2215 nt
Organism: Erythranthe guttata (spotted monkey flower)
Lineage: Eukaryota; Viridiplantae; Streptophyta; Magnoliopsida; Lamiales; Phrymaceae
Source: RefSeq, a predicted model, not a curated record
GUCGAUAUCGAAAGCAUACGAAACGUACAUCGUCCAUAUGGACGUUUCGCUAAUGCCCAAACCAUUCACCAGUCAUCAUUCAUGGUAUACUAGCUCGCUUGCCACCGUAGCAGAUUCGUCAUCACCACCUUCCUCCUCCAGGCUUCUUUACACCUACUCAAAUGCCAUCAACGGGUUCAGCGCUAUUCUCUCGUCAGCUGAGCUCGAGGCCGUCAAGACACUACCAGGUUAUCUUUCUUCAACGAAAGAUAAGCCCGUUAAACUUGAUACCACCCAUUCCUACCGGUUUCUCGGCCUCAACCACGACCACGGGGCUUGGCCAGCUUCCAAUUAUGGCGACAACGUCAUCAUUGGUCUAGUGGAUACCGGUAUCUGGCCAGAAAGCAAAAGUUUCAAAGACGACGGCAUUGGCGAGAUUCCUUCAAGGUGGAGAGGAGUCUGCGAGAGUUGCUCGGAUUUCAACUCCUCAUUGUGCAAUCGAAAAUUGAUUGGAGCAAGGUCCUUCGGCAAGGGCAUGUUGGCCAAGAAACCGGAAAUGAGUAUGAGUUCACCCCGCGACACGGAGGGGCAUGGGACGCACACGUCGAGCACCGCUGCGGGUAAUUAUGUGGAGGAUGCAGCCUUCUACGGUUAUGCCGCCGGGACUGCCAGAGGCGUAGCUCCAAAGGCCCGAAUCGCGAUGUACAAAGUAGUGUCGGGCGGAGACGGCGUUGUGUCGGAUGUUCUUGCGGCGGUGGAUCAAGCUAUUGACGAUGGUGUUGACGUCUUGUCCAUGUCGUUAGGCUUCGAUAGUUUAGCCCUGGACGAGGAUCCUAUUGCUGUGGGGGCCUUCGCAGCCAUGGAGAAGGGAAUCUUUGUCUCUACAUCAGCAGGCAAUGCGGGGCCAAACGACGGGACCCUCCACAACGGAUAUCCGUGGGUUCUGAAUGUAGCUGCCGGUACACUAGACAGAAAAUUUGAAGGGACCCUACACCUCAGCGAUGGCUAUUCUGUCACGGGACAAUCCCUCUACCCCGGAAAGUUUCCCGCCGAAAAGUACUUCUCAAUCGUCUACGUUGUUGCAUGUCAAAACGAGGGCUCCUUGGAGAAAGCAAGGGGGAAGAUUGUUGUGUGCCUUGACAUAACUAAUACGUUAGGCCUGCAAGUCGUCCGCGUCCAAAAUUCAAGCGUCGUUGGAGCUGUCUUCGUAUCGAACGAUACGGACACGAUCGAGUUCUUCAUCCGCACUACAACUCCCACCCUAUUUUUGGAACUCAAACAAGGAAAGAAACUCGUCGAUUACAUCACCAACGGCUCCCCCGAGGCUAAACAGGCGAGCUUCAAGUUCCACGAAACACGCUUCAAUGCAAAGCCGUCGCCACAAUUGGCAAAGUACAGCUCCAGAGGCCCGUCGAGGGUCUCUCCAUACAUCUUGAAGCCAGAUAUCCUUGCUCCAGGUGACUCUAUUUUGGCCUCCUGGUCUCCCGUCUCUCCCAUAUUUUUUGGGACCUCAAAAAUUUUCUUCGGAAAUUUCAAUAUCAUAUCGGGCACUUCGAUGUCCUGUCCACAUGCGGCAGGAGUAGCGGCCCUUCUUAAAGGGGCACAUCCCCGUUGGAGCCCUGCAGCCGUUCGCUCAGCAAUGAUGACAACAUCCUAUGUUCUCGACAACAUGAACAAUUCAAUUCAAGACCUCGGAUCACAAAGAAGUCAACCUGCCUCUCCUCUCGGCAUCGGAGCAGGUCAUAUAGAUCCCAACAAGGCCCUAAACCCAGGCCUUGUAUAUGACACUAGCUCCGAAGAUUAUGUGAAUUUUCUUUGCGCUAUGAACUUCACCAAGAAUCAAAUUCAGACCAUUACUAGGUCGGUGAUUUCUAGUUGCACAAACCCGUCGCUGGAUCUGAAUUAUCCCUCCUUCAUUACCUUCUCUGAUGCAAAUGGAACAAAUUCGGUGAGAGAAUUUAGGAGGACCGUGACUUAUGUCGGCCAGGGGAGCUCGGUUUACACGGCAAGGAUUUCAGAGUUUUAUGAGGGUUUGAGUGUCAGGGUGUCGCCGGACACAAUCGAGUUCAAAAGGAAAUUUGAGAAGAAGAACUUUACUCUGACGAUUGAAGGUAAAAUGAUGAAUAAGACAUUUGGUUCACUGAGUUGGGUCGAGUCUAAGGGGAAAAUUGUGGUUAGAAGUCCCAUAGUGAUCAUGUAACAAUUUAGCAGCUUCAUUUUAUUUCAUGAUACUGUA